Molecule: messenger RNA, 495 nt
Organism: Rodentolepis nana
Lineage: Eukaryota; Metazoa; Platyhelminthes; Cestoda; Cyclophyllidea; Hymenolepididae
Source: the annotation of a GenBank genome assembly
AUGAUCGUGUACUUUUUAACUGACCAACCCUCGGAUUUUUCUCGAUUUAUGGUAUUUCUCACCAUGCUGGUUCUGACCGCCCUCGUGGCUCAAGCUCAAGGACUCUUGAUUGGUGCUUCGACUGACCUUGAGGUGUCAGUGUUUUUGGGACCAGCUACAGGCAUUCCAAUCAUUCUUUUCUCUGGAUUUUUCAUCACCCUCGACACAAUUCCAAAAUACCUUCAAUGGCUCUCUUACAGUUCUUUCACUCGCUAUGCAUUUGAAGGUUCCAUGAAGGGUAUCUAUGGCAAUAACCGCACGACGUUGAAUUGUACCAAGAAGCCCUCGUCAAGCGUCUCGAUGCCCUGCCUAGGCGAGCCACAAUCUGUGCUCAAUCUUCUUAGUAUUAGCCGAUAUCACUUCGGCGUUGACUUCAUUGUCCUCAUCCUCUUCUUUAUAGCGCUCCGGUUUCUCUGUUUCAUUGUACUGAGAUGGAGAGCUCGAAAUUCCACGUAA